GAGAAUGUAAAACUGCAUUCCCAUCAUUCUGUGAGGAGAGGAGGCUCCCCUGCGCAUCCACAGCGGAGGACACGCCGAGCGACACGAACAUAUAAAAUAAGCCCACAGUUGCGCUGCUCAUCGGCCACCAUGUCCGCCGGAGGAGACCUGGGGAAUCCCCUGAGGAAAUUUAAACUCGUGUUUCUGGGCGAGCAGAGCGUGGGAAAGACUUCUCUCAUCACCCGAUUCAUGUAUGACAGCUUCGACAACACGUAUCAGGCGACCAUCGGCAUUGACUUCCUAUCGAAGACAAUGUACCUGGAAGACCGAACAGUAAGGCUCCAGCUGUGGGACACAGCUGGACAGGAACGCUUCAGGAGCCUCAUCCCGAGCUACAUUCGAGACUCUACAGUAGCUGUGGUUGUCUAUGACAUUACAAACGUGAACUCCUUCCAGCAAACCUGCAAAUGGAUUGAUGACGUCAGGACAGAGAGAGGAGGCGACGUCAUCAUCAUGCUAGUUGGCAACAAAACCGACCUGGAAGAGAAGAGGCAAAUCACAAUCGAGGAGGGCGAGCAGAGAGCCAAGGAGCUGAACGUCAUGUUCAUCGAGACCAGUGCCAAGACAGGCUGCAAUGUCAAACAGUUGUUUCGUCGGGUUGCUGCAGCCCUACCUGGAAUGGAAAGCUUGGACGAUGCAAAUCCUGAAGGCAUGAUUGACAUUAAGCUGGACAAACCAGCUGAGCCAACUGUGCCCGAGGGCGGGUGCUCAUGUUAAUGCAGAGCUGCUUCCAGACAGCUUCCUUCACACCAUAGGCUUGUUGUGUUGCUUACUACUGGUUAGCUUCCAGUCGACUUCUCUAAUUGGAUAUAGGAUUCGGACCUUGUAUCUGAUUGGACAAAUCAAAUGUUAACUCUCAGUCUUGUUCAGUUGUAAUAUAUUGUAUACUUUGUCAAUAUGUAAGUGACGGCAAAAGAAAAGGGAAGAAAAAAAAAGCUAAAAUAAAACAUAACAAAAAACAGUUGUGGGAAAUGAACAAGAAAGAGAAACUGAAGAACCAACUGAAUUCUUUUCGCUGUUAUGUUUUGUAUUUUUUAUAUAUAAAAAGGGAAAGCACCAAAAAUGAUGCCUAAACAUAGAAGGAGAAACAGUCGGGGAGGUCAGCCAUUUUGCUAAAUGGCUGAACACAGCUGAAUGUCUGCAGCACGCAUGCACGCUGAUCUGAUCUGAUCUUUGAUCUUUGACCUUUGACCUUUGGCCCGCCCCCCCAGGGCACCCAGGCUCUGGCGGGAGGCCGACUAUCUUAGAAUGUUUUAUAGCUUCUCUCUAAAGCAUCUCAUGACCAGAACGUAUCUCAUUUGAUAUUCCCACAAGAGUCAACUUCCGGUAGGUUCACUUUAACAGUAGCUGUGAAAAUGUGGCACUCUAUCUCUCUAUGGGUUCAACUUUUAUAGGACAAACUGUACUGUGGUUAAAAAACGAGUAAUAAAAGACAACUUACUAUCACAACUAACCCUUUCCUACAACCGAUCCUCUCUUUUCCUCCCUCUAUACCUCCCUCCCUCCCUCCCUCCCUCCUGUCUCCCCCUCCCUUCGUCCCGGUAAUACACAUAUAACACUCCACUGUAAUGCACUGCACUGUAUAUAAUAAUGUAAUGUAUGUUGUGAACGUCCCUCUGUAGCAGUGGUCUUUGUUCACCAGUAUGAAAAAUGUAAUAAUGUUUAAUGAUUAAUAAAUUACAGAUUAAAGGGC
This is a messenger RNA of Betta splendens (Siamese fighting fish), 1732 nucleotides long. RefSeq names its product RAB6B, member RAS oncogene family b (gene rab6bb). The coding region runs from base 130 to 756 and encodes 208 amino acids. The record is from RefSeq and is a predicted model, not a curated record. Gene Ontology annotation, molecular function: GTP binding; GTPase activity. The transcript has 8 exons. Lineage: Eukaryota; Metazoa; Chordata; Actinopteri; Anabantiformes; Osphronemidae.